CCCGGCCGGAGGUUCCUGGCCAUUGCUGUGGCGGCCGGGUCCUCGAGUGGUGGGGGGCCAUGGCCACGGUCACGAUCACUGCCACUGGGGCGCGGGGCGACUGCAGCCACGGGGUCCUCACUCUGCUCUUCCUCCUGCUGCAGGUGGCACUGGACAGAGCAGAUGGCAGCUGUGACCUCGCUGACCAGUGCCCAUCUAGUGCCAGCUGGACCAGCCUGUGGUAUGUCUGGCUAAUCCUGUUGACGGUGUUCACGCUGCUUCUCUGCGGCAUCCUGGCCAGCUGCAUCAAGUUCUGCUGCCAGAGGAAGCGGCUGCCCGCGCAGACAACGUUCCCCCUCCCCAGGCGGCCCUACGACCUGACGGUCAUCACUGUGGACAAUGACAGCACCAUCCACAGCACGGUCACAUCUUACAGCUCUGUGCAGUACCCCCUGGGCCCACCCCUGCCACUUGCGUUUCGGGAGAUGGAGCCAGGCACGGUGUCCCCUCCGGCCUACAGCCUCUAUGCCUUGGAGCUGCCCCCAUCCUAUGAAGAAGCCAUUAAGAUGGCCAAGCCAGGCUUGGAAGGGGCUCCGCCCUCCCAGAAGGCCAGCUUGAGCCCAGAACAGCCUGAGCCCUGUGGCGACGUCCAGCCCAGGCAAGAGCCAGGGCCAAACCCAACUCCCUCCCCAGACCUUGCAGAGCCCCAGCCAUAGCCAGAGGGCAAGAGGGGCUUUGGAAAGAGCGGCCCCAGGAGCCUUGAGGAGCAGCCGAGAUAGGGGGUUGGUGGAUGCCGUCCUUGAUGUCCCCACCUCUGGCUUGGGGCCAGCUCGGCGAGCUUCACUCAGAAGGGGAUCUGGUGACACCCAUGGAGCAGGCCGGUAAAAAUAGCAGAUGGCCCUGACCAGCCCAAGCCUCCCUCCCCAGGGCGAGGAACAAAAUGUCCUGGGCUCCACUCACCUGACGUCAUUGGGAAGGAAGAGGGCACUCGGGCCCCCCACCUGGGAGCUGUUAGUUCUGGCCAGGUCAAGCCAGGCCAAAGAGGGGGAGGAGGGCCUGUCCGCCUGCAUCCUCACUCUCGGUAAGAGUCAUCUAGGAACCGUGUGGCUGUAACCACUGGCCAUGUGAUGGUCAAUCUGCAGAGACUGGGAAGGUGAAGAUCGCCCCAAGGGGAAGGGCCCAAGCCCUCUCCAGGGGCUCGAGGACUCUCUGGACAUCAGCAGAGACUUCCCUGGCUAGAAUGGAAAGGGGCAGCCUCCACCCCCUCCCAGGCUGGCCAGAUGUGUGUGUGAUGGGGUGGGGGGAAUGUGGAGUCUGGGUCCUAUCCCCUCUUCACGGGAUUUCAGAGCCAGAAGGGACCUUCAGACACCAUUUACUCUGACCCAGGCCUAAACAAGACUUUCCCCUACAAUGGACCCAACAGAUGGUCAUCUGGCCUUCAGUGAGAGCAUGGGGAGAACUCAUUCCCUCCGCAAAUCACCCAUUAAGUGACAGGAAGAUUUUCUUUGCAUUAAGACUAAAUGUUGUCUUUUUGUAACUUCUCCCCAUGGAUCUGUAGGCCAAACAUUGGCAAAUGUAAUCACCUUUCCAUGUGAUAGAGAUUCAGGUACUUGGGAAGUUCCCAUGGCCUCCCCUCCCCAUGCCAGAGUGCCCUUCUCCAGGCUAAAAGACUCCUUUUUCUUUGAUAGCCAUCCUCACGUGGAAUGGACUCGGGACCCUUCACCAUUCUGACCGCCAUCCUCUGGGCCCUUCCUUGGUCGUCUGGGCCUGAUGCUGUCCAGCACAGAGGUGGAGGUGGGGCUGCAGGGAGGUCCCUGAGGGUGGGGAGUGGGAGGAAGGAGCUCUUUAUGUCUCCUGGUUGAAUUAACUGCUCCAUUUUAGUCUGCUUUGAUUUCUGUGACUUUUUUCUUCGGGGAAAAAAUAAAGUUUUGAGGAUUUUUUCCUGUG
Vombatus ursinus (common wombat) is the source of this 1926-nucleotide messenger RNA. RefSeq names its product transmembrane protein 52 (gene TMEM52). The transcript has 5 exons. Bases 60 to 695 code for a protein of 211 amino acids. Lineage: Eukaryota; Metazoa; Chordata; Mammalia; Diprotodontia; Vombatidae. The record is from RefSeq and is a predicted model, not a curated record.